AUGUGGAAACUAGCUUUCUACGCAAUGUUUGUACUAGCGUUUCUUUUGCAGAUUCAAGAUUGUCGAAUGAAGAAGAGACAACAUGGUUACAUAAAUACAACUUUUGCUAACGUGGUUAGAGACAAGGGGAAGAGCAAGUGGAGCAGGAAGUAUGCGAGAAAAAAAAAGAAAGAUAAAGAAAAUGAAAAUUAUGAAAAAUUAUUUAAAGAGUUAGAUAAGAUAUUUAAUGAACCUGAUGAAGAACAAAAACAACUAGAGGAAGAAGAAAAAAGAAAGGAAGACGAAAUGGAUGCAUUAAGCGAAAAGGAUCUCCUAGAAAUCAAUUUCUGUAAUUAUGAAAAAGAUCCUAGAAGUUUAUCAAACCUGGUUAAAUGCAAGACUGAAGAUGAAACAGAGAAGGAAGACGAGUCAUGUUCAGGUGAUCUCAACACUGGGUCAGGAGAUCAAAACAUGGCAAAUGGAGAGAAGAGAAAAAUGACAAUGGAAUACAGCUAUGAUUAUGAUCGAGUUUUAAAAAAAAAAAAAUACCUGCAAGAGGAGAUAAAAUAUAAGGAUAAAUUUUCAUUAAAUGAAGAUGAAGAAAGGUUAGUUGAACAUGUAGAUGUGAACAUGAUGAAUGAUUUUCUGAACAGUUAUCAGAAUAAUUUCCCCAGAACAUUUUACAAAGGUCGUAGGGAUAAGUACUUUGGCAGAGAAGACCUACAUCCGAGAGGUGGUGAAAUGGAGGAGCAGAGUAAGAAGAGGACUAACGCUGCGAUUGGUGAGGUGGGUGGUGGUGCGAUUGGUGAGGUGGGCGUUCGUGCGGAUGAUGCUGUGGAAGGAAGUGAGGAAAAGACUGAUAUGAACACGGAUGAUUUAGAAAGCGUGCACUUUUUGAGGAACAUAAGGGAAGAAUUUCACCUUGAAAGAGAUAGCUACAUAAACGAAUCUGUGAGAAACAUUGAGAAGGAAUUCUAUGAAAGUAAUAAGAAUGGGGAAGUUACGCAAGUUAAGGAGAGCAAAGGUGAGCUGAGUAAUGUAUUUGAAAAUGAUUUUGAGAAACACGUGGAAGAAGGAAUAAAGAGAUGUGGAUCGAAUGAGAAAACUGUGGAUAGAUUGAUAAAAAAAAAAUUCAUAGACAUGUUCCAAGUAGACGAAGAGGCAAAAAAAGUAAACGACAUGAUUAGAAAAUGCAAAAGUGUAAGUUCAUUGCUGGAAAUAUUUAAAGAAAGUAAAUCAGUAAAGAUAAUAAAUAUUAUGUACAUGUUUAUGUAUAUAUACAGAUUUAAAAAUGUAAACAUGCUGGAAUAUCUGUAUGAUAGAAGAUUUUCACAUAUAACUGAUACGUUGGAACAUGUGUUAAAAUAUUAUCUAUAUGUAUUCGGAAAGGAGGAAUUCAGACGAGCAGAUAAUGAAAGGAUUAUUACAUUAAACAGUAAUAACAUUAUUUUUUUAUUAAAAUAUAUGAACAGGUUGAAAUUAUUUUAUGUUAAUUUGAAUAUCUACAACUUACUAUUCUUGAUAUUGUCAAAAUCGUUGCAUAUGUUUAAUAUCGAUUCGCUAGUUGUACUACUGGCUUAUCUGAAUGAAUACACAUAUUAUAACAGUAGUAUACAUAAUAAAAUAAACAUAUCCAUUAUGAGUCACAUUUUUUCAACAUUAAAAAGAGACAAAGUUGAAUUUUCAAAGUUCAAAUUUGUACAUUUCAAAUUACUUAUACCUAUACUUGUUAAACAUAAGUAUGUAAAUAACCAUAUGUUCAGCUACAUUUUUGCACAUUUCGAAAAAGACAUAAAUAUGGUAAUAGAAAAAGUAGGAAAUAAAAGUUGUCAGAAAAAUAAAGACAUUUGUAACAUACUUUUUUACGAUUCCAAAACAAAAGAACAAAAAAAGAAUAAAGAAAAUUAUAUGGCAUAUUUGGAAAACCAAUACAUUCAAGAAAAAAAAAAAAAUCUAAAUUUUUUAUUUCAUUUUUUUAAUUACCUAAUGAUUUGUAAAUUUAAUCAUAACGAAGAAAUUGUAAACAAGUUAAUGAUCUUGUUUACAAACAAUUUUUCCUUAUUCCGGGUGGAAGAUUUAUUAAGUAUUUUUUUUAAUUCAGAAAAAUUCCUCACAGGAAGCAAAUACUCUAUUCUCAUGACUCGGUGCAAGCAGGAGCUCUUGCAGGAGAAAAGUUUGCUAAAAGAUUUUCAAAUAAAUCAGAUUCUCUCCUUUUUCACAUUUGGCUAUAGGAAAUCCAUCCUUAUUCGAGAUUAUCACAGGAAUGUCUUUCGUGGCAGACGCUACACUCUGCGUCGUGUAAGAGGUGGAAGUGGUGAAAGUGGUGAAAGUGAUGGAAGUGGUGAAAGUGGUGAAAGUGGUGAAAGUGGCGAAAGUGAUGGAAGUGGUGAAAGUGGUGAAAGUGGUGAAAGUGGUGAAAGUGAUGGAAGUGGUGAAAGUGGUGAAAGUGAUGGAAGUGGUGAAAAUGGUGAAAGUGGCCUAAGCAGUGUAAGCAGCUUAAGCAGCGCAACUGAGGAUACCCUUUUGAAUCUAUUGAAACGCAAGGAGGAAAUUUCAUCAUUCAAGCAAAAGUACCUCAUAAGCAGAGAAGUAUUCAAAGAUGAACAAUUUCUGUAUGAUUUCACGCACGACAUCCACAUAUUUGUAAACUUUCGUAACGUGCAUUUGCUAAAGUUUAUUUACAAUAUUUACCUUCUGAGUCUUUUAUUCUAUAAAAAUGCAGAUGCUUUACGCAUGGUAUCGGAAAUAGCGUAUGACUUGGUUGAGACGAAUAUCUUUUCAUUCAUAGAUCAAUAUUCAUAUUACCUGUAUGAAGAUAUAUACAUUGUUAUUAAGGCAUUUAAAUAUUUGUCCUUUUUCGAAAUUGAUUUGAUUGAAGUAUGGAAAAAAUUCUUUUUCUUACUUCAUCAUUUUGUUAAUUCCUUAAAUUUGGAAAAUAUUUAUGACAUCGUUUUUUUUAUUAAAGUUUCCAAUUUGACAAAUUUAAAAUGUGAAAAUUAUGAUGUUUUUAAAGUGUUAACAGAACGUAUGAAGCAAAUCCUAGAGACCCUCUCCAAGUACGACAUUCGACAUUUCAGUACACAUCCUCACACUUAUAUUUUAAAUAUUUUGAACCUCAUCGAGGAGAAGCAAAAUGAGCAUGUAUAUAGCUUUAUCGAGUUCUUUUUUUAUUCUAUAUAUAAGAAGGUGCUUUUCGUUCAGCAACAACAGCACAUGAAGCAAAUUAAUCAACACGUGCGAGAGAAUGGAGACCACACAUCCGAGGUGGCCCUCUCUCCAAACAUGAGAGAAAAGGGAGGAGUGAAUAAUGCGACAAAAAAUGAAGACAUGCAUAACGUGGAAAAAAAUGAAGACAUGCAUAACGUGGAAAAAAAUGAAGACGUGCAUAACGUGGCAAAAAAUGAAGACGUGCAUAACAUGCACAAGUUAAGUAAAGCAUACCGAUACGUGAAUAACUACAUGUAUAAUUUUCGAGAUAUUCGUUUAUUCAUAAAGACCUUUUUAGCACAUUAUAAGGAAAAUAUGGAACAUUUAAAUUUGCAUAUUGUCCAUUUUAUCCUGUUCAAUGCAGAAAUAUUUUUUUCAAAAAUGAAUACGCAUUCUCAUUACUAUCAUAGUAGUUACAUAUAUGGAAAACAAAUGAAGGAAUUUUUGUAUUUGUCACAUCAGCUGGUUGAGAAGAAGUUAUAUAAUAAAUAUAUUAUGCGCAUGUUAAUCCUCAUAUUUAAGCAUAUAAUACAUAUUCAAGGGCGUGUUGUUCAUAAUAGUAGCGAAUAUCCUACAGGUGUUAAUAUUUUUAAGAGUUUUUUUUCGCAUUUUUCUGACAUUACUGAUGAAAACAUAUGGCAUUUCAUUAGACGCAAUUUUCAGUCAACUGAAUAA
This is a messenger RNA of Plasmodium gonderi, 3861 nucleotides long. RefSeq lists its product as hypothetical. Bases 1 to 3861 code for a protein of 1286 amino acids. The transcript has a single exon. The record is from RefSeq and is a predicted model, not a curated record. NCBI's taxonomy places the organism in Eukaryota, Apicomplexa, Aconoidasida, Haemosporida, Plasmodiidae.